GCAGCCAAAAAACGACAGUAAUCAAAACAAGCAGCACCUUAAUCGCAGCCUGAUUAUUUUGCCGACUACUUACUAUUAUUAUGCGUCUCUUCACUUCACCCUCAUUUCAGAACCCCUGCUUUUCUCUCUUCCCUCUCCCAAACCCUCGUCUUCUUCCUCGAAGACCUCCUCGAAGACUUCAGAUCUCGUCCAGGACCCCGAUCAGAUCCAUGGCGGCCAGGGAUGAUGACCGCAUCUCGAAGAUCGCCUCGUCGAUCCGCGUCAUUCCGAACUUCCCCAAGCCGGGGGUGAUGUUUCAGGACAUUACGACGCUGCUGCUUGAACCGAAGCUGUUUAGGGACACGAUUGAUAUGUUCGUGGAGAGGUACAAGGACAAGGGGGUCACUGUUGUUGCUGGAAUUGAAGCGAGAGGCUUUAUAUUUGGGCCUCCCAUUGCUUUGGACAUAGGAGCAAAGUUUGUACCUAUGAGAAAGCCAAAAAAACUGCCUGGUGAAGUCAUUUCGGAAGAGUACUCUCUAGAAUAUGGUACAGACAAAAUGGAGAUGCAUGUGGGAGCUGUACAACCAGGAGACCGCGUCCUAGUCAUUGAUGAUCUUAUUGCAACUGGAGGGACUUUGUGUGCUGCAAUCAAGCUUCUUGAACGCGUGGAAGCAGAGGUGGUGGAAUGUGCCUGUCUUAUUGAAUUGCCAGAGUUAAAGGGCCGCGAGAGACUAGGAGAUAAACCACUCUUCGUCCUUAUAGAAGCAGCUUGAUGUCGGCUUUUUUUUUUUUAGCUGCGGGGAGUUUCACCGCUGCAUUAGCCUCUUUGGCUCUGAUUAUUGUAAUAAAUUGAUAUAUAAACCAAGCAUUAUUAUUAGAGCGCUUUUGUACUACAUAGACAACAUGAUUAUAGAACCUUAUUGUAUUGAUGUGUUUUUCUCACCAAUAAGCAAUGCAUGCCAUGUCUCCAAACACAGGCAGCAAUAUUUUAUUGGUGUGCCAGUAGUCAAAGAGAACUUCACGUGAUGAUGUGAAUUUUUGUGGUU
Molecule: messenger RNA, 1025 nt
Organism: Asparagus officinalis (garden asparagus)
Lineage: Eukaryota; Viridiplantae; Streptophyta; Magnoliopsida; Asparagales; Asparagaceae
Product: adenine phosphoribosyltransferase 1-like
Exons: 6
Coding region: 81-752 (223 amino acids)
Biological process (GO): adenine salvage
Cellular component (GO): cytoplasm; cytosol
Molecular function (GO): adenine phosphoribosyltransferase activity
Source: RefSeq, a predicted model, not a curated record